AUGUUAAUAUUAGAGGCUGCAAUUUCUACAGGUAGUGUUGUUGGUAGGACUAGUUCAGUUAGGACAGCAAAUUCUCAUCUUGGUUGUUGCGGAUACGGUGAAUUCGGAGGUGAUUUGGCUUUGGUUGAAAACAUUCCUGAUCCAAAAGUAGAAGUUGGAGGAGAUGGUGUGGAGAAAGUUAUUAUUGUUAAGCUUGGAAAGUAUAGGAAUGUUGCUGGUGGAGGGGAAGGAAGUAGCAGCAACAAUGUGGAUAACAGAAGGUGUUUUUCAAUGGGAUCAUUUGCUUAUAUUAUGGAUGAAACUUCAUCAUUGCAGGUACCAAUUAGAACUCCAAUGAAGCAGCAGUUGAGUAAGAAGAAGAAGAAUGUUUUGCCUUUGAUUCCAGGUCACAGGAUUGCAAUGUCAGAAUGUGAUUGUGAAUCUAGAAGAGAUUUCAAAUUUGCAAGCUUUUAUUCAGCUAGAGCUGAGGAUGUUGUUAAAGGUAUUACUAGUGAGGGUGCUGGUAUUGGAAGGAGAAGAAAGGAGAGUUUUUCUAUAUCAAAGAUUAGGCUCAGAGGGAAAAAAGAUAAGAAAAAUGGUGAUGUGGCUGAUUCAUCUAGAAGGGCUGUUUCAUUCAGGUUUCCAUUACAAAGCAAUGUUGGUAGUGGUAAUGAUGAUUUGAAGGGUAAGAAUGGCAUGUUUCAUACAAGGAGUACUGUUUCUGAAACAAAAAAGUAG
Molecule: messenger RNA, 717 nt
Organism: Medicago truncatula (barrel medic)
Lineage: Eukaryota; Viridiplantae; Streptophyta; Magnoliopsida; Fabales; Fabaceae
Product: RING-H2 finger protein ATL13
Exons: 2
Coding region: 1-717 (238 amino acids)
Source: RefSeq, a predicted model, not a curated record